AGGCCGGAAGCUGGCUGUGGGCUCCAAGUAGCGUUCGCUCCGUUGUUUUAUGCAAAGGUUUGAAAAGUAAAUAUCUGCCCGUUUUCCCGUUCCUUGCACCGUGUAUGUCAUGGGAGUAUACUGAGGGCUUCACACGGGCCGUUAACAAGUUUACCUGACGGAUUCUUUCCUUGCUUUUGAUACAAGAUGGACUAUGAAAAUAUUGCACAUCUACAGGGAGAGCUGGAACGUUUGUCUGCUGAGCUGCAAGAAACCACAGAAGAGAAAUUCCAAGCAGCUCAGUAUGGGCUGGCGGUGCUGGAGGAGAAUUCAGAAUUAAAGCAAAAGUAUGCUGAUCUAGAGUCUGAAUGUGAUGCGCUGAAGCUCGAACUCAAGCAUUUGAAAGAGGCAUUAGCAGAAUCCCAAAUCAUUCACAAGCGAACAGCCGCUGAUGGAGAGAGCCGUGAAGAAAGCUUACUUAAGGAAACUGCUUCCAAGGAAGCCAAAUUAACAGAAAAGAUCGAUGAACUGCAGAGCGAACUCAAACAGAUCAAGACAUCGCUAACUAACACAUCCUCAGAAAAUGAGCGCCUCAAUCAGUGCAUACAAAGUUUGAAGAAGGAAUACCAAGACAUUGAGACAGAGAAGACACAGCUGCGGGAUGAAAUUAAACGGUGUAAGAUUAGAGAAAUGAGGCAUCUACAAGACUUCUCCGAUUUAGAAGAAGAAAAUAUUUCUCUCUUGAAACAAGUGUCGAUAUUGAAGGAAAAUCAGGUUGAGUUUGAAGGCUUGAAGCAUGAACUGAAAAGAAGAGAUGAAGAGAUCGAUAUACUGAAUGGACAGUUGGAGGAGUUGGUACGGCUAAAGGAUAUCUCAGAGCAUCACCUUGAAGAAGCUCUGGAGACACUGAAAAGUGAAAGGGAGCAAAAGAACGAGUUGCGGCGUGAACUGUCAGGCUUCCUCCAGUACGAUUCCAUAGGGAGCUUGAAAGUAAACUUUGAAGAGCCGAAUGAAGAUGAGUUUGACAGUGGAUACAACAGUGGUGGCCUAAACAAGACCAAUGGAGACAUCUUUAUGUCUACACCUCGUAAUAGUGACAUAUUCCAUCCAGGACCUAAACUGGCAUCCGACCUCUUCACAGAGCUAAGCCUGACAGAAAUUCAGAAACUGAAGCAGCAGCUACUGCAGCUCGAACAAGAGAAGACAUCCAUGGAAGAAAACAUACAAGAAAUGCAGAGGGACUUGGAUUCUGCUAAGGAAGCUCUGAGUAAAGAACAGGAGCAGAACUGUGAUCUGGCUGAACAAAUACAAGUUUUAAAAACUAAUCAAGACGUUGGCAGCAAUGGAAUUUCAGAAAAUAGAGAAGAUAUCUUAAAAUGCAACUGUGGCAGUGAAGACAACGAAGUCACCAGACUGCAGAAAGAACUAGAAGAUAUCCGGCAGCAGUAUAAAUGCUUUGAAGGAAAAUACCACCAAGAAAGAGAGCAAUGGGAAGUCACCAAGCUGGAGCUUGCUGAAAAACUCAGCUUGUGUACAAAAGGUGAAAAGGGGGGCAAAGGACAGUUUGGACUUCAGGAGGGGUUAAGAGCCUCUCAGAGAUUGUACUGUGAUUUUCAGAGCAAACUUUCUCUCGUCCAAGACGAGCUUGCGUCUCUAACAGAAGAGCUAGCACACCUCUACCAUCAUGUCUGCAUGCAAAAUAAUCAGACGCCUAACCGGGUAGUGCUGGACUACUAUAAGGAUGGGAAAGGGACCAAACUGCAUUUCCGCAAGAGAAAGUCUUCAGAGUUUUUUGGCAAACUUUUGGUUAAUCCAGACUUGGAGGUCACAGGGACAGAGAAUGGUGACCGUUCCCCACUUAGCAGUCCUGGCUCUUCUGUCGGGUCAGACUUUGCUGAUUGUAUCCAAGAGCCACUUGGUAUUAUUCAUCUUCUUGCUGUUGUCAAAAGCCAGAUAAAGCAUUUGCAGUCGGCCGUUGCGGUUUCCUGGCACCACACGUCAUUCGAAACAACAGCUUCUGAAAUGGACAAGGACAAAGGGGUUUUGGUAGAAGAGAUCUUGAAACUGAAGUCCUUGCUGAGCACUAAGCGGGAACAAAUAGCAACUCUGAGGAUUGUUCUGAAGGCUAAUAAGCAGACAGCCGAAGUAGCUAUGUCAAACCUGAAGAGCAAAUAUGAAAAUGAGAAGGCUUUAGUUUCAGAAACUAUGCAGAAGUUAAGGCAUGAGUUGAAAGCUUUAAAGGAGGAUGCAGCCACUUUUUCUUCAAUGCGCUCGGUCUUUGCAAACAGAUGUGAUCAGUAUGUAACGCAACUGGAGGACAUGCAGCGUCAGCUUGUUGCAGCGGAAGAUGAGAAGAAAACAUUGAAUUCCUUGCUCCGUAUGGCUAUUCAGCAGAAGUUGGCGCUCACGCAACGCUUAGAAUGCCAGGAAGGCGCAAAAGCUGGUCAUUCGAGGUCUCCCAUGAAGGCCAAAACACAUAUUCCUAAGUCAAAGGUCAACGGGUAACCUGCUGUAGAACAUUUCAUUCCUGAAAUGAUUGACAUUUUCCUACAACUGAGACGCAAGAACGUCCGCAGAAAGAUGUCCAUCCGUUUUGGAGGCUUUCUACAUUUGGAAUUAAGACAGCUGCCGAGCCAAUAACAUCUGCUUAAAUAUUAUUGUGACCUCUUAAAUAUUUUUACUGAAUAUUGUAAACAGAUUUUUAAUAUUUUUUUUCCUCUUUGAAUUUUAAAGUGUUAAGUUUAAAAAGUUAAAACACAAUAGUUCUGUUAAGUGCCUUAAAUUAUGUAUUUUAUGGAUUUUAUAGUGUUAAGGAUUCUAGCGGGUACAUACUUUCUGUAUUUAUUUGGUUCUGACAUUUUGUGGUGUCUGCACUCCUUACUGCACACUCACACACUCCUUCAGUGUACUCUCCCUGUGUCUGUAUGGCUGCCAUAUUGCCUUUUCUUUUUCCCGAGAAGCGUCUAAUUUUUACAUGUUACUGACCACAACCUUAUAAAGUGAUUGCCUUUAUAAUGGGGUAUGGGUAUACUGCUGGGUGUGCCACCAUAUAGGUGUUGAGGUGUAAAAAUUAGUUUGUUUUUGGAUAAAUGGCUGCUAUAGCAACCCUACGUGGUUGGGUUCAGGAUGGAACGUGCUAUUCCCAGUUUACCAUUGGGCUUUGCCCUUCUUCGCUACAGGCGCGUGAGAAGACAUCACUGCCUUUUAAAUACAGUCUACGAAGGCUUUGCCAACGCAACAUAGCCUCCAUAGUGUAGCCAGCCCAUUGAGCAGCACGCUCACAUCAGAUUUUGCCACCAACCAUUGGACUUCCCAGCCUGGUCCUAGGCCAGGGUACGUCGCUGACCACAUUACUUAGUUAGGUAUACUGGGCCUCAUUUGGGUAGAUUUACUUUCUGUACCAUAUUGUUUUCCAUUAACUGUAAAAUUGAACCUUUUUAUGUUCAACCAAGAACAAUUAAAAUAUGAAUUUAUCAGUCUAGCUGCUACAGGUGAAACCACAAAAAUCCUUGUUUAAAGUUGGUUGGUUUUGGGACAUGUAAUUUCUUUCACAAAACGUAUUGUAAAUGUAUGGCUUUUGGGAGUAUAUUUGUGUGUUUUGGGAAUGAUUGAUAUGUUGGUAACAAUGUUUCUCUGUUUAAAUUUGUCAGUAACAAAUAAUUUUAGUAAAGUGUAGAUC
Molecule: messenger RNA, 3658 nt
Organism: Spea bombifrons (plains spadefoot toad)
Lineage: Eukaryota; Metazoa; Chordata; Amphibia; Anura; Pelobatidae
Product: protein bicaudal D homolog 2-like
Exons: 9
Coding region: 187-2484 (765 amino acids)
Biological process (GO): microtubule anchoring at microtubule organizing center; protein localization to organelle; regulation of microtubule cytoskeleton organization
Cellular component (GO): cytosol; Golgi apparatus
Molecular function (GO): dynein complex binding; cytoskeletal adaptor activity; dynactin binding
Source: RefSeq, a predicted model, not a curated record